GAUGUGGUCUUCUUCUCUAGCCGAUUAAAGAACCAUGAGGAGAUUAAUGGAAGGAUAUUGAAUCCGUACGAGUUGGAGGGGAUCCCACACGUAGAGGUUGUCACGCAGGGACUAGGGAUACACCCGACAAGAAGUCGCCCUUCUUCUCCCCGAGUCACCUGCCUACGCCUCUCUCUCUCUCUCUCUCUCUCUACUGUUGGGAUCUGAUGGCGGGGCGUUACGACAGCGAUCCCUUUCAGGAGGAAGACGUCAAUCCCUUCGCGGAUUCUGGGGUACGUGGAAAAGCAGCUGGAUCAAAUUAUGGUGGAGGCUCACUAGGUUCAGCGGAUCUCAAGAAAAAGGAAAGAGAACUACAAGCCAGGGAGGCAGAACUGAAUAAGAGGGAAAAGGAACUAAAACGUAAAGAAGAGGCUGCAGCACAAGCUGGUGUUGUUAUAGAUGAGAAAAACUGGCCACGUUUUUUUCCUAUUAUCCAUCAUGAUAUUGCAAAUGAGAUACCCAUUCACCUGCAGAGAUUGCAGUAUCUUGCAUUUGCUUCAUUGUUAGGUUUGACUGCAUGCCUGUUUUGGAAUAUUAUAGCAGUUACAACAGCAUGGAUUAAAGGGGAAGGUGUCAAGAUCUGGUUGCUUGCAAUCAUCUACUUCAUCUCUGGUGUCCCAGGUGCAUAUGUGUUGUGGUAUCGGCCUCUUUAUCGUGCCAUGAGGACUGAAAGCGCUUUGAAUUUUGGAUGGUUUUUCCUAUUUUACUUGCUUCACAUUGCUUUUGUCAUAUAUUCUGCUGUGGCUCCUCCAAUUUUUUUCAAGGGAAAAUCUUUGACAGGUAUUUUGCCAGCAGUGGAUCUUAUCAGCAGUAAGGCUUUGGUUGGGAUCUUCUAUUUUGUUGGAUUCGGUUUGUUCUGCCUCGAGUCACUGCUCAGCAUUUGGGUCAUACAGCAAGUAUAUAUGUACUUCCGUGGGAGUGGAAAGGCUGCAGAAAUGAAGCGUGAGGCAGCACGUGGUGCUAUGAGGGCAGCAAUAUGAUUAUUUUAUCCAGAGCCACUGUUUGAGGGGAAGACGAGAAAUGCAGUUGAUCAGGCCUAUAGUUUGAUUAAUGUCUUUGUUUGCUUGAUUUCUUCUUGGUCAUUCAUGAUGUCUUUGGCAUAUUGUCAGGUGUGUUACCUUGAAUGGGAAAAGGUACAUCGUUCCUUUUCCAAAUUUAUCUGGGAAGCAUGUAGCGUGUGUUAGCUUCUUUGAAGCCUAUUCUCGCUUGUAUCUACCAUCUCAUUUCAUCCUGUGAAUUUGUGCUAUAGAAGAAUGCAAAUUAGUGACAAUUACUGGUACGGUGGUUAAUGGGCA
This is a messenger RNA of Musa acuminata AAA Group (dessert banana), 1334 nucleotides long. RefSeq names its product secretory carrier-associated membrane protein 1. The record is from RefSeq and is a predicted model, not a curated record. Gene Ontology annotation, biological process: protein transport. NCBI's taxonomy places the organism in Eukaryota, Viridiplantae, Streptophyta, Magnoliopsida, Zingiberales, Musaceae. Gene Ontology annotation, cellular component: trans-Golgi network membrane; recycling endosome membrane. Bases 207 to 1019 code for a protein of 270 amino acids. The transcript is spliced from 12 exons.